Molecule: messenger RNA, 723 nt
Organism: Aspergillus pseudotamarii
Lineage: Eukaryota; Fungi; Ascomycota; Eurotiomycetes; Eurotiales; Aspergillaceae
Exons: 2
Coding region: 1-723 (240 amino acids)
Source: RefSeq, a predicted model, not a curated record
AUGCGCUUUACACUUUCUUCCCUUGCCCUGUUGGCCGCAGCCACGACCGUCGCUGCUAAGAAUGUUGUCACAGUGGCUAUGCCAGAUGAUAGCGAUGGCAGUGAGACGAGUGCUUCUCUGGACAUCGACUUCAAAAUUAUUGGCAUUGUACGAUUCCUAGCACCCCGUCAGAUGUACAUCCAUAUCCUGAAGCGUGAUAUACUAACGAACCAAAAACCACAGAAUGGUUCCACGACGUCGUUCGUACCCAACUGUCCCGCAGGCAGUACCGCUACGAUCACCGCCAGCGCGAGCACUGCUACCGAUGACAGCUCCUUGAACUGUGAUAUGACGUUGGUUUCUGGCUCAAAGACCUUGCGGUUGGAAUAUGAAGGCGAGGACUUUUACCGUUGCGAUAUGGGCGAUAAGAGCGCUACUUGCUAUCAAACAUGGACGACAACAAGUGGAACAUCGACCAUUGGAACAUCUGUCACUACGGAUCAUUACCCUAUUACCUCCGUGACCAUCACCGUCGCAGCUACGGCUGCCUCGGUUACACCCACGGCUUCGGCCUCUGCUUCUGUUAAGGCGAGUGUCAGUGGAGCUGCCAACGCGACAUCGACCAGCGCGAGUGCCAGCGCAAGCGCGUCGAACACUGACAAUGCUGCUAUGGGUCUGCCUACUGGCCACGCCUUCUUGGCUGCCGGGGGUGCAGCCAUGGCCCUUGCUCUAGCCAUCGCUUAG